GGCGUUGUUGCACUUGCGGACGAAAUCCGAGUUUGGAAGUCUCGCAGCGGAACAACUGCUCAACAGUACAACGAAGCUUUCGAACCGCUACAGAUCAUUAUCGACACGAUUGAGGAUCGCCCUAUCGAUGAGCUCAUUGGACUUGUGGAGGCUUUUGAAGACACCUGUGAUGCACUGUGGAACAGUCAGCCACCGUAUCCAGAAAGCAGAAUGCGCAGUCUCAUUCAGUGCAUGGGGUCUUAUCUGUGUGAACAAGUAGCUUCGAAAAUCAAUGGAGAGAGACUUUGGAAGGAUCCAGAAGUGAUCGAACAGCUCAAUGCAGGUAUUGCGGCAUGUUCCCAAUGGGAUCUGUCAGUGCAACUGAUGACCGGACAAACAUGGAAACGCCAAGUGGAGGAUGCUUGGAAAGGCGAGCCAGUCGAUAUGAAGUACCUCCAAGGAUUCAAGAAGAGACUUGAAGAGGUGCGAAUAGUCAAUCAAAUGACCUUCAGAACUUUAUUUUCGAAGUCCAAGUUUGCUGGAAGGAAACAUUAG
Molecule: messenger RNA, 534 nt
Organism: Cooperia oncophora
Lineage: Eukaryota; Metazoa; Nematoda; Chromadorea; Rhabditida; Trichostrongylidae
Source: the annotation of a GenBank genome assembly